CUAACUUUUAGGCAAAUAGACAGGGUAAAAUAAACAUGUAAAUGUGUAUCUGUUUUUUUGUAAUAGCCUGAAAGAAGACAUGCUGUGGAAGAAAAAUAGCCCUCAGCCUCCUCAGCUGCACACCCCUCAGUCUCAGCAGCAUCGUCGUCCUCCUCAACACACACAGGAGCAGCUAGACCUUAUUGGGGAGCAGCCUCCGUUCAUGCUGCUGGACCAGCAGGAAAUGGAGCAAGAGUCAGGAACAAACCUGAAAAAGCUCUUCCGGGGCAGUGGACGUAGCCCUGGAAUAAGGAACCUGAAAUUCCCUCCUUCAAUUGAAGACUACCUCCAGGACUACCAGCGGUACCACGAGGGCAGCUGCCCCACUGCCAAGCAGCUGGAAAAUGCACAGUCCAAUGUGUCGAGGGUCAGAUCUUUUAUAUUUUACCUGGCAAAGGGACGGACUGAAUUGUUCAGUUGGCUGUUUUUAAGGAACAUUAAUGGCAUCCAAAAAUACACAGCCCACGUCCAGUCCGUAGGCAAGACCAUCACAACGGCAAAUUUCUACCUGAGGAACAUACAGCAGUUCCUCAAAUACUUUGGGGAAACCUUGCCUGCCCAGUCUCACCUGACUGCGAUGGAUGUGGUGAGCGUGCUGCGCCCCGUCACAAAGUGCAUCACAGACACAACCAGGAACGUUGUCCUGCACCAGUGGCAGUGAAAAGCCACAAGAUGGCCAGGAUAUUAUCCUGAGAGGACCUGAAGCGGUGCCAGGAGGGGGCCGCACUGAGGAUCCCAGAGCUGCUGGGUAAGUGUGCAUCCCUCUUUCCAAAAUAGCCAAAAUAGUCCAUCUCCAACAGAAGCCUGCCGUGCAUAGUGAUGUGUCCUUGUGUGUGUUUGUGU
Messenger RNA from Sander lucioperca (pikeperch), 882 nucleotides. RefSeq lists its product as uncharacterized. The record is from RefSeq and is a predicted model, not a curated record. Lineage: Eukaryota; Metazoa; Chordata; Actinopteri; Perciformes; Percidae. The coding region runs from base 80 to 700 and encodes 206 amino acids. The transcript is spliced from 3 exons.